GAGUGCUUUCUCUCUGACCUUUCUCUUCCCAGUCGGAACCACCAUGCCGCAAAGUCUUUGACUUUGAUUAGACCACCUCAGUCUCUCCCAUUGCUAUUAUUCCCUUCAAUGGCCGCUGUUACCUCUUUCUCUUUCUCCGCAUUAACUCACUGUUCUGAAAGAAAGGCAGCUUUCCCUUCCACUCGCUUCCUCGGAUUCAAUUCGGCGGCAUUACGGUUUCGGACGAAUAUUUCUUACCACUAUGCUGGUGUUGGAGCUUCCAAUUCCACUUCUAAAAUGAUUAUUCAAUGCAUGUCUUCUGCGACAGAUCUUCCCACUGUAUCUGAGACAAAAUAUAACUUCCUCAAGGCAUAUAAACGACCAAUCCCUAGUAUCUACAACACUGUGCUGCAGGAGCUCAUUGUUCAGCAGCAUUUAAUGAGAUACAAGAGAUCAUACCGUUAUGACCCUGUAUUUGCGCUUGGUUUUGUCACUGUGUACGAUCAACUCAUGGAUGGGUAUCCUAGUGAUGAAGAUCGAGAUGCCAUCUUCCAAGCAUAUAUCAGGGCAUUGAAAGAAGAGCCAGAACAAUAUAGAAUAGAUGCACAGAAGUUGGAAGAGUGGGCCCGGGCUCAGAACCCAACUUCCCUAGUUGAGUUUUCUUCCAGAGAAGGAGAGGUGGAGGGUAUAUUAAAGGAUAUUGCAGAAAGAGCAGGUGGGAAGGGGGAUUUCAGUUAUAGUCGUUUCUUUGCAGUGGGACUAUUUCGACUUCUUGAGUUGGCAAAUGCAACAGAGCCGGCCAUUUUGGAUAAGCUUUGCGCAGCUUUGAACAUCAACAAAAGAAGCGUUGAUCGUGAUUUGGAUGUGUACCGUAAUCUGCUUUCCAAGUUGGUUCAGGCGAAAGAGCUGCUCAGGGAAUAUGUUGACAGGGAGAAGAAGAAAAGAGAAGAAAGGACUGAAUCGCAAAAGGCUAAUGAGGCGGUUUCAAAAUGUUUGGGACAAAGCAUCAGUUUUCUGGCCUCUAGACAUUAAUGAACGAUGUUCCUGUGAUGGUUGCGCAUUCUUGGCUUCAUUUUUCUUGGUUCUUGAAUAAUCAGUUGUAACCAGCCUGGUCCUACAUAUUGUAUUCAAUGUAUUAGCUCUUACGGUGAUCCAGCUGAAACCUCACCCUGUCAAUAUGAUCACAUCAUCCUCUCUUACGUGUACUGUUUGUCUCCGUGGCAAAUAUAUUUUUUUAAUAGCUAUCGAUUGCAAGGCUUGAGGCACGUAUACUUUCUGGUUACAAUUGAAACUUUUCUCAGGUCA
Messenger RNA from Neltuma alba, 1284 nucleotides. Its product is annotated as protein THYLAKOID FORMATION1, chloroplastic. Gene Ontology annotation, biological process: protein import into chloroplast thylakoid membrane; protein import into chloroplast stroma; photosynthesis. Gene Ontology annotation, cellular component: chloroplast thylakoid. The coding region runs from base 109 to 1011 and encodes 300 amino acids. Lineage: Eukaryota; Viridiplantae; Streptophyta; Magnoliopsida; Fabales; Fabaceae. The record is from RefSeq and is a predicted model, not a curated record. The transcript is spliced from 5 exons.